AUGGCCAGGGGCUUUGAAUGGAAGUGGCGGGUGCUUUAUUGCAGUAUACUGUUGGCCUUACUGGGUUUCUGCACUGUGCUGCUCCGCUUGUGCGGUGUACUGCUCCAUGAUCUUCAUGGAAACUUAGAUCGGAACUUGGAUCUGGGAGCUUGGCUGGGACUUUGCGUUGGAGUCCUGCACGUCCCGGGUUCUUCUGCCGGGUGGCGCAGCUCCUGGAAUUGCACGAUCCUGCUUUGCGGGUUCUUCACCGUGCUCUCUGUCCUCCUCGCAGGGUAUCCAUGCGUGGUUUUGGCAUAUCCGGUUCUCAACCCGCCGGUGAGGAACCCCAUCUUCGCGAACGGGCAGCAGACGCUGUCUUUCCUGCUGCUCUCGUUGAUUUGGCUUUGCUCCAUGCUGAGAACGCACCCACGAUCCACCUACGCACACGAUGCAAAGUGGGGCAUGUUUGCAUUUUGGCUUGCGGCAGCGGCACAGCAGGUCGCAGGCAUUUGUUUUGACCUGGAAUUGAUUGCCUACUCGUUCUCCAUGUUUCAAUUCGGUUGGGGAGUGCAGUGUGUUGCGCUUGGCUGGACUCUCCAUCUCUUGCAAAUGCGAAUGACGGCAAUCCGUUUCGGCCCGGAUGGGGGAAACUGCGGUUUGACCUCUGGUUCGAACAUAUGGAUAGUGGUCAUGUGUUGCAGUUGGCACAUCCGCCACACUUGUGACUUAGACCUGGAGAAGACUUGGCCGGUCAUCCUUGUCAGCUUACUAGUUCUUUGUACGGUUUGGGUUGCAUACACGACACUGACAUGCAAGAGGCUGGUGGUUAACCUGAGGCUUCUUCUGCAGGAGGCGAAGCGCGUUCGAGGGCCUCCUAGGAAGCAGGCGAUCUGGGCCGCGCAAGUUGUCGGCAUGGAAACGCUGAUUUGCGCAACGCUUGGAUUGACGAUGUGUUGCUAUGGUGUGAUCUCGGCUAUGUGCCUUCGUGCGGAAUUUGGUCCCGAGACGGAGGAAAAGUAUCUGCUGAUACAACACAGAACCUUUGUUGUUCUUCUGAUUAUUCAUAUUGACUGGGUCGUGAAUUCACUUGGACUGGGCCUUCUGUCCGGGAUUCUCUGGCAGGGGCGCCCUCCGGAUGGUGAGCUGGAGCUGGAGCACCCCCUCACCCGCGGACUUAUCUCUAUGUCAAGUCUGCUCGCCCCGACCGAACAAGAAGUCUACGACCAGGUGGUGAAGCAGCUAGCAAGCCGGGGCUUUCGCUUGAGCGCACUUCUGCACUUCUGGGAAGGACUUCUCGAUGGUCAGGUGAUGCCAGGCUUUGAUCCCCGACGCUCCUUGACACACGAUGUGGUCCGACGUGCGAUCAUCCCGGAAUCCCGAGAUGGACAGGAUGGAUUUGCCCUGGCAGCACGAUGGUCCAGCACAGAGACAACCGCGCAAAUCAUGGUCACGCACAACUGGAGCAACGGCUUUGGAAGCCUCGUCGCGGCAAUUUUGGCGGAUGCUUUGGGGCUUGCUGCUUAUGAGAAGGUUGCGGAGAAGAUCGCUACGAAAGUGGGCGUUGAAAAGGUCCGGGCGAAGUUGCUCGGGAAGCUGGAGACGACCUACUGGGUGUGCGCGUUUUCUGUGAACCAGCAUGCCAAUAUCUGUGCCAGCUUCGGGUCUGAACCGCCCCAGGGGACGUCUGAGUGGAGCGCUUGGGAUAGGAGGCGGUAUGACUCAGUUACUGGUCAUGCAUUCCAGCUUUGCAGUUGUCAAGUGGAGAAGGUGUUCAGCCACAGAGACGCAAGGUGUGAACUCAACAAGUUCGAUGACAUGAUGACACACCUAGCGCGGGAGGUGGUGGGUUUCGCACAGCUCAUCGUCGUCGAUGACGCCUUCGAUGUGCUCUUCCGGGCAUGGUGUGUUGCAGAGAUAUUCGAGGCGAGCGUGCUGGGUAUGGAACCUCGAAUACAGGUGCCGUCGCAAUCUGCUGUAGAUCAGAACUACGACAGGCUUUCGUUGUUAGAUGUUAGGCAAUGCACAUCGACAUCUCAAGCCGACAAGGAGAUGAUCAUUUCUAAGAUCUCAGAUGUGGACGUUUUUAACGAGAAAAUCCAGAAGAUCGUCUUCAGCGAAGAGAUGGGCUUGUUUGCACAGUGGGUGGAUGGGAACGAGCGCUCUCGACAAGUCGGCCGAAUUGUGCGGCGCUGUAGGGUGCACGCAGCGAGCACCGUGGAGAAGCCUGUCUACCGUUCUCGCAGCUGCUGCACGUCGCUUCGCUUGCUCACGAUUCCAGAUGGUGACUCUGACUCGUCUUCCGACGACUCUGAAGAAUCUUUGGAAGCAGCACGGAGAGCGGAAGCUUCAGAUUCGUUCUCAAGCACUUCCUAA
Molecule: messenger RNA, 2352 nt
Organism: Symbiodinium sp. CCMP2456
Lineage: Eukaryota; Dinophyceae; Suessiales; Symbiodiniaceae
Source: the annotation of a GenBank genome assembly